GAGCUCCCAUUCAUAAAAAUCAGGCAAAUGGAAAGCGCUCUUUUCAGCGUGUGAGACAGUUCGCUGGGCUGAGGCUGGGUAGAGAUGUACAAAGGUUACGGAGCGGGAAGGGCACCUGCUCCCGGGAGUCAUCGGCCCUCCACUCUGCGCCCAGGGACGCAGCAGGUAAGGCUUUUCUCCCUACUCUCUCCUAACUCUGGACACUCUUUAGUGUGCCAUUGCCGGGCAAAUGAUCCCUCCCCACGCGUCUUCCAGGGCAGAGGCUUGAAACUGAUGAUUGCCCCAAAGACAGAAGCCUCAGGAGCCAGGGGUGCCAACUUGAAUAAAAUAUUGGGGGGGGCAGGUAUAAUCGAUCACAAGACGUGGGUCACGCACACUAUUUGAAUGGCAAUGCCAAUCAGCGGAGGGGGGGCGCUGACCCCCUCCAAUAUUUUAUUAGGGGACGAAGGGACCGCGGCUCCUAUGUCAGGAGUCCCAUGGGGAGGAGAGGGGUUUAUAGUUCCAGGGUAUGAUAUAGUUCCCGCGCCCCCGGUUUGAAAUUUCUGAAUAAGUGCUCGGGUUUCCCUGUUCCUGGGGAGCCCCAGUCUGCCUCUGAUCUCAAGCGCCUUUCCCCCUAAAUCGGGGGUGGAGAGGGGUUGCUUCUGUCAAAUGGGUGGUGUAAGAGAGAGAAGUAUUUGUUGUGUUGUAUUGCCUGUCCAAACGCUUAAAAUGAAGCGAUGGCGUUGUGGGAAUUUUGUGGCCCUUUUUUUUAUAGGUGCCUCUAUGCCGGGUUUAUUUCCAUUCGAUAAUUUAUUGUGUGUGUGUUUUCUAGGUUAUUUAAUAUAGUUAUCUACUAAAAUUAUAAACACGUUUUAUUAUAUUGCAAUAUGAUUUCCAGCUAUAGAAAAAAGAAUACUCUCAAUGUGCUCAGAGGCACGGGCAAGGGAGGUCAAACUAAACAAGGAGCGGGAGCAAAUCCGGGUUUAAGAAGCCGCGUUGCUCGCUUUGGCUAUUGGAGCAGUGCCGGUUUUGGCCGCUAGGGGGUAGCUCACGCCCGGCUUCCAUAGUGGGUAAAAGCGCCUUGCAUCUGAUUUUUCUCUCAAAUGAAGGUUUGGCUAUUCAGUGUCAGCUCUGAAAAGAGAUUACAGAGAGGUGGGUUCUUCGAAUGGCUUUGACAACUGGUGGUUUUGCAAGAGGGAAGCUGCAGGGAAAGAGAUAGCAGGAGUUUAGUUUUGAACCCCAUCCACAGCAAGCGUAUGUGUACAGCGCCUGGCACACAGCAGAGGUUUAAAAAUGUAAGUUUUGGGUGCGUUUUCAUCAUUUCUUAUGAUUAAGCAGCAUAGAAAUCCUAUUAGAUAAAAAUAAAUAUUUUAUUUUGGGGAGGGGGGGCGAGGGGAACCAGAAUAACAACAUCUGGUUUUUAUCCAUAAUUUUAGAGUUUCUUUAAGAUUAAGUGAUAUAUAAAUCUUGUUCGAUACAAAAAAUAAAAUAGAACCCAAGAUUCCUGCAUACAGUGGAAUGGGGAGAUAACUCUACAGGGGACACGAAGGAGGAUCUGGGAAUCAUUAUGGGAUGUUCGCAUGUUGCAGUCAACAAGCGUACAAUCUGUGUGCACAAAUAGCUGUACUGUACACCCAUUUGGUUACUCACAUUGAGAGUACGGUCUGUGUACCUUGCGCACAGAGUAGGUGAGCUGUUACCAAUCAACAAAGUGUACCCUUUCUCACGCAAAACACUAUAUAGAGAUUGCUUGAGCCUAGGUCAGUGUAAUGUGCGAACAAGCCUAAUGUCUCAUCUGUCCUUUAUUCUGGUUGCAAAUGGGGAUUUGGGGUUAAGGGGAAGAGCUGGGCCUAUAAGAAGAGACAGACGGGGUGGAUUUUAGUGGAUUGCUGUAUGUGUGUGGUGUUUGGUGACUAAAUCCACAGAGAUGUGGCUAGAUUGAAUAAAACAGAGUCAUCAUUAUGUGUUGGCAUUGAUAAUUCUGGGGGCCUUUCACCCAGAAAACAAGAUAAAUUGAUGACUCAAACUAGCUACUGUUGGCGAGAAAGUAAAUAUGCCAGCAUCUAAACCCCAUGGGGCUCUUCAUCAGGCAGAGGAAGGUCUGGUGGAAGGCAAAGUGUGAGGGAUUGGUGGAAGAGAGCCUUGGAUCUCAAGGAUGGGCGACCUGCAACCCUCGAGAAGUUGUUCAGUUGCUAUCUUCCCUGACCAUUGGGCAUGCUGGCUGGGGCUGAUGGGACCCAGAGUCCAGCAACAUCUUGAGGGCCACAGAUUCCCUCCAUCCCUUACAUAGACUUUUCCUCAAUGAAUUUGCAAUACCCCCCCCCCAAUCUGUUGGUGGCUUCCAUCCUGCCUUGUGGCAAGGAGUUCCUUAAGCCGAUCGUGCUUUCAGAAAUUGCCCAGGAAUAACCUGAGUUCCUGCAACUCAUCAUGAGUAAGCAGGAAGGGAGAUCAUGGCUUCAACCAGGAACAUGAAACUGCCACCUUGGGGAUUGGGAGAGAAUUUUCUGCCUUGUGCAGGGAUCCUAGGAUAAAUAAUGUUGGUAUAUUAUCAUUUUUAAAAUACAGUUUGGAUCAGAAACGCUCUACUGGAGGAAAAAAUAAAUAGAGAUUUUAAUAUUGAGAAAUAAGGGGGAAGAGUCAUAGCUUGGGGGUCCCCGGUUCAAUCCCUGGCGGGACCUCCAGGAAAGGCUGGGAACGAAACCUCCCACCUAAUACAGUCAAAGUCACUGUUCCCCUUUCAUAGGACUGUAGAGCGGGAAGGGACCCCAAGGGUCAUCUAGUCCAACCCCCGGCCAUGCAGGAAUCUUUUGCCCGAAGUGGGACUCGAAACCACGACCCUGAGUCUCAUGCUCGACCGACUGAGUCAUCCCUUCACAACAAGAAUCUUAUUUGGGGAAGGCCCACAGCUCAGUGGGAGAGCUUCUGCCUUGCAAGCAGAAGAUUCCCACGUUCAAUCUCUGGCAUCUCCAGGUGGGGCUGAGAAUGCCCCUCCCCGGAAACCCCUGAAGAGCUGCUGCCAGUCCGUGCAGACAAUACUGAGCUAGAUGGACCAUUGGAUCUGACCGGCUAUAAGGCAGCUUCCUCUGUUCCUACAUCCAUAUUCUAGCAGAGAGGGGGGAAAUUCAGGUUCGUGUAUUUAAAUGGGGGGCAGACGGUCCUUGCUCGGUGGCGACUUCUCUCUGCCCCCCCCCCCCCGCAAAAAAAUCCACACCUGGGUCGUUUCCCUGGGACAGGACGGGAGGGGCCGCGCUCUCCUUUUUUUCUGCUGUGUCAUCUUGUGCUGUGUCAUAACAAGGUGAGUCAUCAGAACAGUCGUCAGUGCGAGUCACCCGCUCGACAGACAGCGAGGGUGGGGCGCCCUUCCCCUCUCCCGUUCCUUCCUCAGAUCCCGUUUCAAAGGCAGCUGGGAGUUUUGUUCUUCCCCAAUCCGCCUUCCUCUCCUCUUGCGAAAUGCCCCUGGGAACCGGCUCAACGUAAUAAAAAAUAAAUUUAAAAAAUCUGCCAGCUCUCGUCCUACCUUGCAAGGCUGGCGGAUGAUGCGCAUGGAAGAACUGUUGCACUCCAUCUCUUAGCAUCCCUAGCCAGUCUGGACAAUGGUCAGGGAGGAUGGGACUUGGGGGGUCGAGGGCACCCAAUUCCCCACCCCUGACCCCCUAUGCGAUGUGCUCUCUAAACCCAGCAGGGAGAGUUAAAUUAAGUAGUCCUGGUAGUUAUUUGUUACAGCACCUCCUUGUGGGGGGUCCUUCUGUCUCCGUCUUCUGUCUUUCCAUGACGCUGUCUGUCUUUAAAAUCUGCCAGGGUAAUGUUCUCUUAAAAACACCAACAAAAGGGGGUGUCCGAGAGCGGAAUGUAAACUCUUUCCCCUUUGUGUCAGAUGUGUGUUGUGGGGAUGGUGCUUUCCAGAGGAGAGUCACUGCUGUUUCAUCUGUCUGGCAGCUGAACCCUUCUGAAAAGUGGGUCUAUCCAGUCCAAUAUGUUGCCUGCCGGAAGCCCUCUAGCCGAGGCAUGACUUGCCCUCCACAUCUGGCACCCAGGCUGAGGUAGACUUCUUGUGGACAUGGAGGUUUGCCUCAGAGAUCGUGAUAGACCAGGGGUCAGCAAACUUUUUCAGCAGGGGGCCGGUCCACUGUCACUCAGACCUUGUGGGGGGCCAGACUAUAUUUUUUGGGGGGGAAAUGAACAAGUUCCUAUGCCCCACAAAUAACCCAGAGAUGCAUUUUAAAUAAAAGCACACAUUCUACUCAUGUAAUAGCACACUGAUUCCCAGACAGUCCGUGGGCCGGAUUUAGAAGGCAAUUGGGUGGAUUUGGCCCCCGGGCCUUAGGUUGCCUACCCAUGUGAUAGCCCCUACCUUCUGUGAAUCAGCAGAACAGCAUCAGCAUGUCUGAUGGCAGUGGGUUGUAUCCAAAGAGAAUCUGACACAGAGUUGGAAUUUAUAAACAUGAAAAACUUGGGUGCAUUAAUGCCAAGGGGGCCUACUCUGAGUAGGACUCAGUUGCAUGCAGCCCACUGCACGUUCAGUAUGAUGAGAGAGGGAGCGGUGUCUCUCUGCAGCAGUGACUGGGGAACCUCUGGGUGUUGCAGGACUCCAACUCCCAUCAUCCCUCACUGCUGGCCAUGCUGGCUGAGGCUGAUGGAAGUUGGAGUCCAACAGCAUCCAGAGGCUGAUAGCCACUCCCCUCCCCCAUUCUUGGCCCUGCAGCAUCCAGGUUUUUCCGCCUGGGCCUCUACCAGUGUAAUGUGCCAUGGUCAGAGUGUUGGGCUAGGACCUGGGAGACCAGGGUUCGAAUCCCGACACAGCCACAGGGUUGCUUUUAAGGAUAAGGUGGAGAGGAGGAGAAUAAUGUGCUCCACCUUGAACUCCUUACAAGAAAGGUGGGCUAUAAAUGUGUUUUUUAUAUGUUGAACUCAUGCCCUGUGUUGUUCUAACCACUGCGCAUCACUCCCCUUGAGGAGCAGGGUGUAUUACCCAAGAGACCCAACUUAUCCUGCAAGGGAGAGUGGCGGCCUUGCAGUGAAAUUGCAGACAGUGUAGUUAGUGGUUAGCGUGUUAGACUAGGACAUGGAAGAUGCAGAUGGCAGCAGCACCCACUCAGUCAGUCUUGAAGCUCACUGGUUGACUAAACAGAAAAUGGAAAGAAUAAAAUCUGCUGUUCUCAUCCUCUUACAAUUAGAACUGUAGAGUUGGAAGGGACCCUGAGGAUCAUCUAGUCCAACCCCUGCAAUGCAACUGUCCCAUAUGGGGAUCGAACCUGCAACCUUGGUACCACACUCUAGUCAACUGAGCUGUUGGUAUACCAAGGAUCUUGGUAUAAUUGGUUCUUGGUGGAAGGGUGCAAUUUUGCCAGUAAUGUCCCCCCUGCCCCCCGUUAAGUGGUGUACAAAUUUUACGAAAUAAAUAAAGCAAAUUAAAAGUGUAAUAAAACGAAGUUUUCCGAUCGUGACUCUCCCCUCCAAAAAAUUGGGAAGUAGGCACUUUCAGGUUGCUCUAACCCUUCCCCCAACCCCGAUUCUGGCCAAGAACCCAGAAGUCCUGCUUCCUAGCAGGCUACCUGGGCCUGUGCAACAGCCUUGUCUCGAGACAGGUGGCUCUGGGUUUCCCCCACCCUCACCUGGGCUGGAGGUAGGAUGUGUCAGAGAAACAGCAGGCAAUGAGUCUGUGUAGGUUUUGAGGCCGCUCCCAGCGAGUCGGCUGAGAUGACGCCAGCUGCCCCACGUAGAAGGCCAGGGCGGGCCUCCCCGGAGGUGUACCAACAUGCCUCAGGGAAAGGCAGAGGCUACUGGGGAAGUAGGUCAAGGGGUGUGUGAAAAGGGCACUGGGUGCGUAAUUCCGGGGGGUAGAGAGGCAGCUGUCUCCUCUCUGCCCUGGGGCUUAAUGGCUCCACUGUGCAGGGUGGGGGAAUAGACUGGGAACUGAGCUCUGCUGCAGUCCUUCCUUUGACUAUGUGAGGUGACAAGUGUUCCUGAGCAUGUGCAGAGGGCCAGCAUGCAGCCUCACACAGCUGGGAUAUGAGGGGAAAGGCAGAUUGCUAUCUCAAGGCAGUUCGGCUCCAGAGGUGGGAAAUAAAAAAAGCAGCUUGUUCCUGCAAGAUUGAGAGGUGGUCACUGGCUUGGAUGACUUGUCAAAGAGAGCUAGACAAAUAUCAUGGGGAAUAAAGGUUAAUAAUGGCGGCUAGCUGCUAUGGCUGUGCUCUCUCUGCCUCUGAGUAACCCUUGUUGGGCACUGCAAGCCGGGAAAGUUGCAUUGCGCUCUGGUUCCUGUUUGGUGACCUCUCCCAGGCAUCUAGAUGGGACGCGGGUGGCGCUGUGGGUUAAACCACAGAGCCUAGGGCUUGCCGAUCAGAAGGUCGGUGGUUUGAAUCCCCAUGACGGGGUGAGCUCCCUUUGCUUGGUCCCUGCUCCUGCCAACCUAGCAGUUUGAAAGCACAUCAAAGUGCAAGUAGAUAAAUAGGUACCACUCCAGCGGGAAGGUAAAUGGCAUUUCCGUGUGCUGCUCUGGUUCGCCAGAAGCGGCUCAGUCAUGCUGGCCACAUGACCCGGAAGCUGUACGCCGGCUCCCUUAGCCAAUAAAGCGAGAUGAGCGCCGCAACCCCAGAGUCUGUCACGACUGGACCUAAUGGUCAGGGGUCCCUUUACCUUUUACCCAGGCAUCUAUUUGACCACUGAGAGGACAGGAUGCUGGACUCACUGGGCAGUUGGCCGGAUCCAGCAGAUCUCUUUUCAUAUUCUUUCUUCCUUAAGUAUCUUGGGCAGGCAAGGGCUCUGUCUUCCAGGAAAUUAUUUUGCACGAGGUUCAUGGAAACGAAUCUCCCAUUAUUGUGCAACUCUUCCUGGUCCUAGAAUCAUAGAAUCGUCUAUGGAAGGGAACCACGAGGGUCCAGUAGUCCAACCCCUUGCCAUGCAGGAAUCUUCUGCUCACGACCCUGAGGUUAAGAGUCUUGUGGUCUACCCAUCGAGCUAUCCUAUGCACGUGGUUUGUGCAGGAGAAGGUUACCAGUGGAUUGGGCCCUGCGGGUCAAGUCUGCCGCUCUCAAUGCUGUCCCGAAAUCUACAGCCAGUGUUUAAAAAAGUUCCAUAUGCUCAGAGACUUUGCUUCUGUUCAUUGGGGGAUAUAGGAAGCUCAGAGCACUUUAGAUGUCCCUUUUAUGAAGAGGCACGUAGUGAGACCAUUGAUCCCCUGCUGGUGAGGCUCACUGACCUCCCAAAAAAGCAAAAAUUUGACCUUUUCCUGUUAGGCAAAGAUCAUAAGACGACCCGGAUGGUUGCCAGAUUCUGUGUACAGAUCUGUAGGCGCAGACCAUCCCCCAAUCCAAACUAGUUCAUUAAGAAAAUCCCCAAACUCGGUUCCAUGGGUGACUCUGGGUCAUCUCUCUGCGGUAGCUUAUCUUAAAGUUUUAAGUGUCUAUAUGCUUAUUGCAUUUAUAAAAUUUAAAUUUAUUGUUGUACAUUGAAUUAAAUGUUUGUUUUCCUUCUGGGAUUGUACCCCCAAGUGUGUUUUAUAAUCUGGUCUCCGACCGUAAUAAAUUAUCUGUCUGUCUGUCUAUCUAUUUACAGCCUGUGUGAGAUGGGAGAAGGGCUUCCAGAUUUAAGAGGCCAUUUGAUGCCUGGGAGGUUCUGGCAACCUUGAAUUUAUUUUCUAUGAGGGUAUCUGUAUAGGGCUAUUGGUGGCUCCCAGUGGCUCUGCUGUGGCUCUGCUGUUGGAAGGUAGCAAGCAAAUUGCUGGAAUUAUAAUGGGGGCUGAUCUAGUUGCCAGGUUUAUCUUAUGUUCUUAUGCUAUUUGAUUUUUUAUUUAAUGUUUUAAAAUUGAUUGUACUGUUUUCAUUGUUGUUGUCUGCACCACUGGGCACCUUUGGUGGGGUGGAAAUUGAAGGAAGGAAGGCUAUGAUGAAGAGAGGCUUGUUCUCUUUUCAGAAGAAGCCCUUGUUAUCGAAGAAUAGAAUUCUAUAGUUGGGUCUAUGUCCAUCAGUGGCGUGUGGGUCAGCGGACUAGGUGGACAAGGCUAGUUCCCUAAAUGUUCCCUUGGUGCUUCCUUCCCAAAGCCCAGGAAGCUUCUAUCUGGUUUAGGGAGGGAGGUACAAUACGCACACAUGGGACAUUGUUGUGAUGUUGUGACAUUGUGACAUCACCAGGGCCGGAUUUAGGUUUGAUGAGGCCCUAAGCUACUGAAGGUAGUGGGGCCCUUUAUAGGUCCAACAAAUUGCCGCUGUUUUUUGUGUUGAAUAUAUGCUAUAUGGUAAUUUAUGGACCUAAUAGGUAUCUAAAGCCAUUUGCACAUAUUGCCAUGCAACCAGUCCAUGCAGAAUGUAGGCACCCUAUUUUAGGGAGCAAGCUAGCAGGCGGGGCUCCUUACUUACAUCAUAGGAGCCUACACAACACAAAACACUGUUGCUGUAUGUAGUUUUAAUUUUAUUUGUUUUUUAUCUUAUAUUUUGGAAAUGUACAUCCAGGUUUUUUUUCGUUUUUUUUGGGGGGGGGCCAAGAGAGUGGGGCCCUAAGCUAUAGCUUGUUUAGCUUAUACGUAAAUCCGGCACUGGAUGUCACUGUUGUGACGUCACCCUUCCAAUUGCCCUCACAAGCUGGUUCCCUCUGGCGCUAACUGUUCCCCUACGAAAAAUUUCACCACACGCCACUGUUUAUCCAUGCUACCCUGAACAUGCCCAAUCUCGUCUGAUCUCGGAAGCUAAUCAGGGGCAGGUCUGGUUAGUACUUGGAUGGGAGAAUUGUAGAGGAUCAUCUAUGCAGAAAUCUUUUGCCCAAUGUGGGACUCAAACCCAUGACCCAUAGAUUAAGAGUCUUGCGUUCUACUGACUGAGCUAUGGGCCCAGUUGCACCUGCAUGCCUCUGUGCUUGGUUUUGAAACUCAGCCAGUUCCAAAAGCUGUGGAGGUGAAGUCAAUGCAAAAGGGGGCAAGAGCAGCCUGCCUUUUAAAAAAGGGAGAAAAAUGUUUUUUUUAAUUAUUUUGUGUAGUAAAAUGGGGAAGAGGUGGCAAAAUACUUCUCUCCUCUACCAGCAGCUUCACUGUCAUUGGUCAGAACACCGGAAGGGAGGAGUAAAUUAGUAAUCUGGAUGAGAAUUUGAGUAGAGCAACCUUCACCAAUGUAGUGUUUUGGACUACAACUCCCAUCAGGCAUGCAACAUGACUGCCAGCCGCGGCUGAUGGGAGAUGUAGUCCAAAACAUCUGGAGGGAACCUUAUUGGUGAAGUCUAGGGUAACAUGUCCAGCAACCUUCCCCUGACCUGGUGCCAUUUUAAUUUUGCUAAGCUCGUGAUUUGCUGCGCCCCCCUGCUCCAGCAGGGUUAAAAGGGGGGCAAGGGGGGGGACUUCCUUUUGAGGCAGGCAUGCAAAACCUCAGAACAUACAAAGCGCUUGAAAGAGUGCCUUUAGGCAUGCCCAGAGUGCAGUCUCUAAAAUGGCCAAUCUGUUGCAGUCCAACUCAUCUGGAAGGCACCAAGGACUCAGCUGUACAGCUGCAAAUAUAAUGUUUUAAGUGCAUUAUACAAAUGUGACACUAGAUGGCGAUGGUGAGCUAAUGGCAAAUUCAAUUUUUCUUAAAAAGCAUUUUCACAGCGGUUUUUUAUACAUGUCUAGAUUCCACCCAGGCUGCGAAAGGAGGCCUUUUCCUCCUAGGAAAGUUUGUGCGCUCGUUGGUGGCUUCUGAGCUCUGGCAGAUCUCUCCGCAGAGACGCCCAAGCUCUGUUUGUGACCCUCUUUGUCUUCUUCCCCUCCAGCAGAAGUACCCGUCUGAUCCCGGGGCCGGCAGCAGCAGCAGUGCCGCCGGCGGCUUUGUCCCCAACCUCAACACCAUCACCACCAGCCACGAGCUACAGUGGAUGGUUCAGCCCACCAUCAUGGGCGCUUCUCCAGGAAUCCCCCCUUACCCGCGACCCUACCGUUGCCCGCACUAUCCUCCAGGCAUUCGGCCGGGUGUGAUCCGCACUGCUGGGCCAAUCCUGACACCGCGGAGGCGUCAUUCGGAGCAUGUGAGUAUUGGGGGGGUGGGCAGGGAGGGAAUGUGGAAGGCCCAGUGGGUAGAUGACAGCAGAAGGUUCCUGAAAAAUAUGUGAAGCUUAGUGCAUUUGUGCAGCGACAUUUCAGUGUGGCAAAGAUCUGCUGUUGUCUCCUAGAUAGAGGAGGUUAAAAAGGAGGGAAGACUCUGAGGGCAGGCUUGGAACAUGCAAAGAAUGCACAAGAGGCAGGAUUAAGAGGCCUGAAGCACUUAAAAGAUUUUGGUGCCCCCAUAUAUGUCAAAAUACAGUGGUACCUCAGGUUACAGACGCUUCAUAUUACAGACUCCGCUAACCCAGAAAUAUUACCUCAGGUUAAGAACUUUGCUUCAGGAUGAGAACAGAAAUUGCGCAGCGGCGACAGCGGGAGGCCCCAUUAGCUGAAGUGGUGCUUCAGGUUAAGAACAGUUUCAGGUUAAGAACGGACCUCCGGAACGAAUUAAGUUCUUAACCCGAGGUAGCACCGUAUAAGCAAAUAAUAAACCGUAAAAUGAAAUUCUAUUAAAAAACAAAAAAAACCCUACAAUAAGAUGGAUAAGAAUCUUUGGUUUUGUAUACAGUGGUACUUUGAGUUACAAACGCCUCAGGUUACAAAUGCUUCAGGUUACAAACUCUGCUAAUCUGGAAGAGUUACCAUGAGUUGAGAACUUUGCCCCAGGAUGAGAACGGAAAUCGUGUGCCGGCAGCAAGAAGCCCCAUUAGUGAAAGCACGCCUCUAGUUAAGAACAGUACCACUGUACUUCUACUUUAUAUUUGAAAAAAUGUUCUCCUGCUUUUUCUUAUGGCAUUGACUUUGAUCAGGUCCUCAGCAGGGCCGUCUUUACCUGGGGGUGCAAGGGGUGCGGGGCACCCGGGUGCCGAAUUCUGGGGGGCACCAGGUGCCUGCCGCCGAAGCUGCCUAAGCUCUAAACUAUCUACCUGUUAUUAAAUAAUAAAUAAUUUUGAUCAAGCUAGAAAAAACAAAAUACACAUAUACCUAGGUAUUACCGAAAUGUAUACCUACUGGUUCACUAAAGGACUUUUGACUUUGUGCACUCAUCUACCAAAGACGCACUGCACCAGCAGCGGCGCUUGUCAUUCACAACGAUGCCGUGCAUGCGAAAUUAACUCUUACAUCAAAAUAUUAUGUUACGUAUUGUAUUGAGCUGCUAUGCGGCAGCAGGGUCAGUGGCACCUUUGACACGACGAUGUUUCUCCUAAGUCGGUGCCUAAACAAUACUUAUAAGUUUGUGUGUGGUGGAGCUAAUUUGGGGGCUAAACUAAAUUUGGGGGCGCUGGGUGGAUCUUUGCAGCCCAGCGGCACAUAGGCUAAAGACAGCCCUGGUCCUCAGAAUGAAUAUUACGUAGUACAUCUGCUCCUAUGCUUGGUAGAGAGAUACGGCAUCCAGCCUGCCUUGUUCUUCCGUUGGGAUUUUUUAAUAAACUUCAACUGAGAAAAGAAACACUCAGCUGAGUAAUUUAUUACCAUUAAUGUUAAAAAUCCGGCAAUGAAAAUUUCCCUGCUUCCCUUGAUGCCCUAAGCCAGCCUUUCUCAACCUGUGGGUCCCCAGAUGUUGUUGAACUACAAAUCCCAUCACCCCUAGCUAGCAAGGCCAGAGCUCAGGGAUGAUGGGAGUUGUAGUCCAACAACAUCUUGAGAACCACAUGGGUGGGCAAACUAAGGCCCGGGGGCCAGAUCUGGCCCAGUCGCCUUCUAAAUCCAGCCCGCGAACGGUCCGGGAAUCAGUGUGUUUUUACAUUAGUAGAAUGUGUCCUUUCAUUUAAAAUGCAUCUCUGGGUUGUUUGUGGGGCAUAGGAAUUCGUCCAUUCCCCCCCCCCCCAAAAAAAUUUUAGUCCGGCCCCCUGAUGAAAAAGUUUGCUGACCCCUGAUCUAAAGCAUGCUCUUUGGGAAACAUUUUACUCCAUUUUGGAACAAGAAUGUGCUUCUCAAGCACUUGUUGCCCCUUCAUGGCCACAGAAACCAUUUUCUUAGGUCUACUCCUAUUAGGUUGGGCCCAGGGAUGCUGUAGGGCUGUGUCACCCACACGAGGGUUGCCAUAUGUCCGGAAUUUCCCGGACAUAGCUGGGAUCCGGCCAUCGGAAACAGUGUCCUGGCGGAAAUCGCUGAAAUGUGUAGGAAAAUUCAGAUGUAUGGCAACUAAUGCCGGAAGUCUAGAUUUUCCCUGAUUUCCUUAAAAAUAGCUCCAAAACUUCAUUUUAUUUUUUUAGAUUUUGCAAAAAAAGUAAAAUAAAAAAGGUCAGCUUUGGGCAAAACUAAAACUUUGGUUAGAGUGUGUUGCUGAUAAUAUGGGUGCAUUAGUCCAUUGCAGGGGGUUGGACUUGAUGAUCUGUGGGAUCCCUUCCAACUCUAGGAUUCGCCUUUAUACAUAUAUAAAGGUGAGGUUGGAACAGCCUGGUUGCAAGGUGUGGCGUCCUAUGGGUGGACUAACUAAGGGGAGGGGAGCACAGAACAUGAUACAAGCCGAUAUCCUUUGAAACACCCAACUGCAUGGGCAGACAGCAUGGGCAGACCAUGUUAAGCAAUAUGAUAACACAAAGGGAUGUACUGUUGCAAAGCACGAUGCACAAAGCACUCUGGGAAGAAAACCAGCCCUGCACAUUUCAAAGUCUUCAUGUGUACAUAGCUUUGUAUAUCCUCAGCAUGUUGAUAAACUCAGCAGGCCUGCACUCUGGACAUGGCCAAAGGCUCUCUUGUCAGGGUUGGAUUAACCAUUAUGCAAAAUAAGCAUGUGCUUAGGCCAGGGGUCAGCAAACAUUUUCAACAGGGGACCGGUCCACUGUCCCUCGGACCUUGUGGGGGGCUGGACUAUAUUUUUUGGGGGGGGAAUGAUCAGCCCAUAGUGUGGGGUGGGGAUUAUGUCAUGUGCACAGUACCCCUGAAAUGCACCUGCGUCCAGCACUGAAUGAACAUUAUCACACAGUCUGUAGAUGCCUCAAGAGGGCCUCUGGGCAUGCACAGAGUGCAGGCCUGCUAAACCUUGGCACAUGCAAGGAAAGUGCAAGAGGGCGCUUCCAGCAGAGUCCAGUCUCCAAAAACGGCUGAGCCACUAGUGUAAAUUAAACAUGGCCUGCUUUUUGAUCUGCCUGGUGGGAUCUUUCAUAGCCGUGCAACAGGCAUAGGUUUGACAGCUAUCUCUUUUUGAUGGCCUGGAGAGGCGGUAGCAGGAGGGGGGCCUGUUUAGCUUUUCUGCCCAUCACAUAGCUGCGGAAGGGCACAGAAGCAGCACUGGAAGAAAAGGACACAUAUUUUCACUAGAGAUUCGCUAGAGAUUAAGGCCAAGAUGCUGUUGGUGGGCCAUCUCAGCUGCGUUUCUGUAGGCACUUGCGCCCUCUGCUGUCCAUGAAGCGCAUAGACGGUACUCCAGUUUGGAGAGAGAGCUGCCUCCAGUCAUAGACUCGUGGAAUUAUAGAGUUGGAAGGGAUCCUGAGGAUCAUCUACUCCAGAGUCUCUCAAACUUGGGUCUCCAGCUGUUUUUGAACUACAAUUCCCAUCAUCUCUGACCACCGAUUCCACAAGCUAGGGAUGAUGGGAGUUGUAGUCCAAAAACAGCUGGAGACCCAAGUUUGAGAGACCCUGCUCUAGCCCAACCCAAUAUGCAGCUGUCCCAUCCGGGGAUCAACCUUGCAAGCUUGGCAUUAUCAGCACCAACUGAGCUAUGAUGAGUCAACUUCCUGUUUAAAUCAACUCAGUUCAGGACCAUGUGGACUAGCAACUUUAUUUCAAGGGGGAAAGGCCAUAGCUCAGCGGUAGAGCACCUGCUUUCCAUGGGAAAGGAUCUGGGUUCAAUCCCUACCAUUUCCCAGGUAGGGCUUGGACAGACUCCUGUCUGAAACUCUGGAGACAAAACUGAGCUAGGUGGAUGAAUGGGGUUUGUGAUUUGGUGUGAAGCAGACUCUGACGCGUCCGUCUUCUGCAGCUGACACCCGAGGAGGAGGAGCGGCGGCGGCUGCGGAGGGAGAGGAACAAGCUGGCAGCAGCCAAGUGCCGGAAUCGCCGGAAGGAAUUAACUGACACCUUGCAAGCCGUAAGUGACUCUCCCAUGCUGUCCCUGGUGCUUCUGGAAGGUGGACUCUUUUAUUUAGUGACCGGUAUUUAGAGUGUUUGCACCCCAAUUUUCAGCCAAAAAAAAAAGGCUCCCAGAGCAGAUUGCACAGAAUCAGAACCAAGACAAUCACUACCAACAGGCAUACAAUCUUCUUUUCUUUUAUAUAAUCCUAUUUACUGAUUUUUCACAAAGAAAACAAGAAUCUUUACAAAUUUUAACAUAAGCCGUAAGUUACUUUAUCCAUUGACUUCCCAUCCUCCACUUCCAUGGUUUCCAUAAGGUAAAGGUAAAGGGACUCCUGACCAUUAGGUCCAGUUGUGACCGACUCUGGGGUUGUGGCGCUCAUCUUGCUUUACUGGCCGAGGGAGCCGGCGUACAGCUUCCGGGUCAUGUGGCCAGCAUGACUAAGCCACUUCUAGCGAACCAGAGCAGCGCAUGGAAACGCCGUUUACCUUGCACUUAUCUACUUGCACUUUGACGUGCUUUCGAACUGCUAGGUUGGCAGGAGCAGGAACCGAGCAAUGGGAGCUCACCCUGUCAUGGGGAUUUGAACCACUGACCAUUGGCAAGUCCUAGGCUCUGUGAUUUAACCCACAGCGCCACAUAUUUACCCUUAAAUGCUGCUUAUUUCGCCUAUACCAUUCAAUGCAUUCCACUGGACCUAUUUGUCUUAAUAAUAAGAUUGCUCCUAUUUCCAGUCCUGCUCGCGUUUUCAGCUACCUAUAGUAGUUCUUUAAAUACUCAGUGGGAAGUUUCCAGUCCCCGAGAAAUACAAUCUACAAAAACAGACAGGGAGCCCUCUUAGUGAAGUGGUAGAAGCAAUAUGUGGCCCCCUGGGCCUUCAUACCUGGCCCUUGAUCCUCUCCACAGGCCCCAACCCUCCCCAUCUUGCUUGGCACUCUCCUUGCCUGAAGUAUCAUCCUUGAACUCUGACCACGCCUCUUGGUUCACCAGCUGUGGUGGCUGUUUUGCUUCUGGCCCCACCCACCACUGGCUUGUGGCCCCUGGAGAUUGCCUAGAAAGGAAUGUGAAGAGGGUCUUCUACACUCUGCCCUAGGGCGUGUUAUUGUACUCAACAGUUCCCUUUUGCCUGUUUCUCUCCUGCCCUCUUUGAAAAAGUUAAGAAAUCUGCAUUUUUCCCCCUCCCCAGGAGACGGACCAGCUGGAGGCUGAGCAAUCUGGGCUGAAGAAGGAGAUUGCGGAACUGCAGAAGCAGAAGGAGCGGCUGGAGCUGGUCCUGGAGGCUCAUCGACCGGCCUGCAAAGUCCCUGAGGAGUCCUCGGGAGAAGAGGAAGAGGGCCAAAGCCGGCCGGAGACCCUCGCCCAGCUUCCGGUCAAGUGGGAGUCCCCGCCGGGCCCCAGCGCCCCUCGCAGAGCGGCUCCAGUGCCUCCCAGCAUCACUCUGCCCCCCAGCGGCCUGCUGGAGCCAGAGGCUCUGCACACCCCGACCCUGAUGCCCACGCCGUCCCUCACCCCCUUCACCCCAAGCCUGGUCUUCACCUACCCCACACCGGGGGACCCCGAUGGCCCCUCGGGCUCGGGCUUCCCGCACGAGGCCUGCUCCUCUGCCCACCGGCGCAGCAGCAGCGGCGACCACUCCUCUGAUUCGCUCAACUCCCCCACCUUGUUGGCGCUCUGAGGACCAGGAGAGACACCCUGGCUCCGUGGCGGGACAGUCCGGAGAGCGGCGUCUCCAGACCGUUGCGGUUUCUAGGCCGCUUCUGCCCAGGGUUGGGGGGUUUUUUUUGCUGCCAACGGUUCUCCUGGUCAUCUGUAUACAUACCUCAUUCAGGGUCCUUGCCUCCUCUGCUGGCCGGAGACCUCACAGGCCUCUCGUUCUGCCGCCUGCGCCCAAGUGCUUGGAGCCAAGUUGCCGGUCCUCAAGAAGGACCAGACCAUCUUCCCUCCCACCCUACCAGAACUCAAGUCAUUCCUUGUUUCUCCUUGCUGGUGGCCGAGGCAGGACAACCAUCUCUUUGUGGGGUGGGCUCUAGUUUGGGAUUUCCUGCUUCGGCCAAGGGGGGUGGAACUCAAUGGCCUCAAAUGUCCCCCUCCAAUUGUUUUAUGACUUUUCACAACACUUAAAAAAACACACAACCCUUACCCUUGAUAUCCUAGUGGUUUUAGAAUAAACAAGCCUUUUACUGUGCACCUUUCCACUUCCUUUUCUCAAACUAUUGUAGAAUCUGCUUUCUUCAAAGCCAGGCAUAGAAACACUGAUGUUAAUCUUCCGUGAACCACCAAAGACUGAUCUUUGUGCCCCAAAUUAUUUCCCAUCUCCUGGAUGAGGUGGGAUACCCUUAUGUCGCCCAGGGGUGGAGCUGGUUGAAGACAGAUAUUUUUUAUUAUAAACUCACACGUCCCACUGCUUCGCCUUGUCUUAAUGUCUCAUUUAGUUAAUUUGGGUGUUGUUUUGCUCUUCUAAGAGGGUGCAUCCUUUGUCAACAAAGCCUGUGGCAAAAUGAAGGCGGCAACUUCAUUGGUUCGGAACAAUUAUCCUGCUAAAGAUGAACAGGAGGAGUGUUUGUUGUGCUGUUGGGAGGGCAGGAGGAGAGGAAUCCCCUGCGAAUUGAUCAGGCAGCUGAUCAAAGUCUCCUUUAGCACAAACCACAAGUCUGGGUUUGUGGAAGGGAUUUUUCUGAGGGAAAAUACGGGGAGCCUUAUGGGCUCUGUGGAUGUCAGGGAAUCUGGAUCUGUCUAUCCUGGGUACAGGAAAGUUUGCUUUGUAGAACUGAAAAGCUUGGGCUUUCUAGAAGACAAACACCCAAGUUUCUAGUCCUCAUGAGCCGCUGGUUAAAAAUAGAGAGCGGAGUCGAAAUUCCUCAGAUGUUUUAAAAAUAACGCUUGGGGGUUUCUUUUUCUUGCCUCCCUGGAAAAGGUCACUUUGAAGAUUUCUCCCAAAAUAUUGUCUGCCAUCCCCCACCCCCAGUUUUUCUCCCACAAUACCCUGGGGCAAUGCUAGUUCUGGGGCAUUAUGGGGGAUGUAAAAUGGUAACCUGGGUGCCCACAGUUGGCAGACAAGAUAGAAGUUCUGGUACUGUCGUGUGACAGGUGAACCCCAGAUACCGAGAAACAGGAUCUCCCCUCUACCUGGAGAAAUUCAGUGAAAUUUGUGCCCUCAAUUUAUUUGCCUACAUGGGAUGGGGAAACAUGGCAGGACCAAUGUUUUGGCAAAGGCUAAAAAGUAGCAUCAGUAGAGGAGUGUCUUCCCUCAGCUUCUGUUGCCUAUGCUCUGAUAACCUCCUGUGUUAGAUUACUGCAAUGCGGUAUACAUGGAGCUGCCCUUGAAGGUUGUUCGGGAACUGCAGCUAGUGCAGAAUUUAGCAGCUGGAUUGCUGACCCCGGAGGCAAGAUGGUCUGAGCAUGUAUCACAAAUCCUCAAGGACCACUACCCACAUGAACCAACUUGCACACUCCACAUCGUGGAGGAUGGCAACAUGGGAACGGGCCUUUUCGGUGGUGGCUCUCUGCAUCUGGAACGCUCUCUCUCGGAGGAAGCAUGCCUGGUGCCCUGGUUGCCUGUCCUCAGGAGCCCAGUAAAACUAUUUCUGUUUACUCAGGCAGGUGUUUGGUUCUUAACCAGAAGAGUAACUAGUUAUGUCUGCGGCCUCUUUUUGUGCUCAUUGUUUUCAAUGUGGUGGGAUUUGUUUAUAUAUAUAUAUGUGAUUGUCUUGGAUGAGCACUUUAGGCUUAUUGCUAUUUUUUAUAUUUGGUUUUCAUGGCUUCUUCCUGUUUUUUUAUUAUGCAAGUUGCUUUGAGAUGCUUCGGCGUAAAAAGUGACCAAUAAAAAUUAACACAAAUAUAUAUAUAUAUAUA
Messenger RNA from Podarcis lilfordi (Lilford's wall lizard), 17846 nucleotides. The record is from the annotation of a GenBank genome assembly. NCBI's taxonomy places the organism in Eukaryota, Metazoa, Chordata, Lepidosauria, Squamata, Lacertidae.